AUAAAUAAUUUCUAUCCAUGGACAUUAUUAAUACAAUCACACUAGUUCAAACAUGUGGUUAAAAUGUGUUAGAUGUUUAUCUUAUUGGAUAUUGUAACUGCGUAAAUGGCUUGAAUAAUGUUGUUAUUGUAACCAUAUCGCUCGCGAUAGCAUGGCAGCGGCGAAUGCCGAGUCCGAGCGGGCUCGCUUGUACAAAUUCGCCAAAAUAUUAACUCUGAAAGUGGCCCAAAUCGUCGUGCAAAGUAGAGAUGGCAAAAAGAUCGCUCACGAGGGUUCUAACAUGAAACCUUUGGACAACAGCGCCUUAUCAACAUCCCCUAGCAACUUACAAUGGUUUAACCUAUCGAUCCCCGACGAACCCGAAGUGACCUACGACACGAAGCGAAUACUCAAUGGCGAAGUGGUCACCGCUCUCACCAAUAUCUUGUGUAUUGAGAUAUCACUCAAAACCAUAGACGGCGAUGAGAUGGUGCUAGAGUUGUGGACAGUGAAACUAGCCCCCUGCAUCGAAGCCCCGCUGACAUCCGUCUCCACGAUCUACUACAGAAUGAGCGUGAUGCUGAAAUCGACGCUGAGCAUCUCGAGAAUAACCCCCGCUUACAAGAUGUCCAGAGCACAGAACAAGGAGACCUACAAGAUAUACCACAAGAUCUACGGUGGACAGCCUAAUGUGGAUCUGUUAGGCGGCAACCACAAAGAGAUCAAAGUGAGCGAGCUCCACACGCCGAUAGGCACCAUCCUCAUCGAGGUCCGGUACCGUACAAAGAUGACCAUCCUGCCCGAGGACCGACUCAAGCCGGCGGACAUCCUCAACAGCAAUGGGGGCAUUAUGGUGAAGAGUGAUCACUUCCCUACGGAACCCAAACGCGACAACGAGAGGAAAGGCAUCGACCUGAACAAGCCCCUGACCGCGGGCGCGUUCGUGGACGCCGACAAGAUGCGCGAGCUGCACGCCAUGCUGCACCAGCAGCUGCCGCCGGAGCCCGUCGGCUGGCUGCUGGAGCCCGACACGAAAUUAAAACUAUUGGCAGACGCACAGAAGUUGAAAGAAAGGAAAAAAGAGUUUGAAGGGAGAGAAGACGAGGCUCAGUGCAGCACGAGCAAAGCGAUAGAAGUGCCGCGGGCCCGGGACGGCGAGCGCUACAACAGUCUCAUGGACUUCCCAUUCGCUGACGGCAGUCCAAUAACGGAGCUGGCGAACUUCUACCAGGAGUGUGUCCACCUCCGCUCGUGCAGCGACGAGCUGGACGUCCUGGCGGAGCCCGCGGACGCGGCCGACCUGAGCACGCAGCUCAAGAUGUUCGAGGAGGCCGUGCCCGAGUUCGACAACAUGGUGGCCUCCAUGUUCAGCGAAGACGGCGGGGACUACUGAACGUGCCAGUUCAUUUGGGAUGCGACGUGCGUCAGUACUUUCGCUCCGUCGCAUCUUACAAGGAAAGGUACCCAACUGUCCGGUUCCGAUUUGAUUUAUAUUUAUAUAUGUUAUAGAUCAGUCUAAAAUAACGGACACGUAUUUUUUUUUAGCUGCCCAAACUCAACCUAUUGGAAGAAAUUGUCCUCCAAAGUACUAAAAAGUUACUAAAUCUUCUAACUCCUAUAGAAAGUGAUGCUCAAGCAACUUGCUAGUUAAUGGCAUGUUUGAGUAUAUGUUUGAGAACAGGAAAAAAUAAUGUACACGUGUUUUGUUAUAUCUGCUUAAACUCAAGUUUUCCUAAAAAAACACCCGUCUUUAUGUGUAACUUUAGCGAUAAGAUAUGAUAAAACUUCGAAUGUCGUUUUUUUUAGGAAAAAAUGAGUUUUAGCCGAUAUAACAAAACACGUGCAAAAGGAAUCGUAGCGUUGGUCAUUUAUACAACGGAGUAAUUGGUUCAACCAUUGAUUGCUUGUCAACGUACGAAACUUUUCGUAACAAAAUUAAACUCAAGCGUCAAGCAGUAAAGUCGAUAUUUAAUGAAAAACAACGAUUUAGUGAAAUAGGUAAUACUCCCAGCAAGGACUGAAACGUAACUUUGUACAUAUACGCUGUCUUUAUUAGGUAGUCUCUACAAACUCUUUAAAAGCAGUCCUUUAAAUGUAAAGGUUAAAUAAACAGAUAUUUAACCCUUUGAACGCCAGAUGGGUAUCGUGCGCGGAGCGUCAGCGUGGACCUUGUCGGAAUGCACGAAGGUUCAUACAAGGGCUAAUCCGAAAGUUGUUAGUUGCUCCGGCUCUACCCAUGCGAUUAAAAUGUUAUUUAUAUUAUUGUGAGGGAUUUUUCAGUGCUUAUUAAAGUGGUGUAAAUACAUUUUUAGAAAACGCUUGUUUUUGUUUUUAUUUUAUUUUUACUUCGAUGCGUCGAAGCCUAACCAUCAGUCACGAAAAUCAGUAAUUGAGACUCCAUAUGUGCUGUCAUUUUAUACAUAGUUUUUGUAAAAAAAAAAAAACAAAAGGUUUUUAGGUGCUACCUACUAAUGACGAAUCCGGCCGUUCUUUUACGUAUAAAUCGUUUUGAUUGAGUAAAUAUUAUUAUGAUUUAAUAGGUGUCAACAAUGAGUCCUUCCAUUAAAAGUAAAAAUUUCUGAUAUUUAAAAAAAUACAUAUAUGCAUAUAAGAUUAUUUAUUGACUUAUACAUUAGAAAUAGCAGAAGGAAGAUAAUAAUUAGACCCGGGUAAAUUUAAGAUCGAUUUUCAAAGUUUUCAAUACGAAAUUCAUUUAAUUGUGCCCAAAAUUGCCGUUUUUUCUAAGCAAUUCGUAACUCCAUACAAAACAGCUUUCAGUUAAAAAUAUAUAAUAUAAAAACUAUUUGCAUUAAUUAAAAAAAAAAGAUGGCCAUAAGUAGCAUUGAAAUAUCCCUCACAAUAGUAUAAAUAUUUUUUUUAUCGCAUGAGUAGAGCCGGAGCAACUAACAACUUUUGGAUCAGCCUUGGGCCGCGUCAGUUGGUCAAACGGUUAAAAUGGUAAACAUAUGUAAGUAUAUGUUCACGAUGCACUGAAGCGAAUAAUAAAAUAUUAAUUAUAUUUACUAGCCAAUCUGUUACUUUUAUAAAAUCCGACAUCUCAGUAAUAAAUUGUUAAUAAAAUACUAGCUUUAUUUAAGUGGGUAUGUUAUUUAGUGAGUUUAGAUUGUCAGCCAUGCCAGCCGUGGUGAAGCGUCCAUAACUCUCUCUUCAUCUCCCAGCAGCUUUUCACGGGCCUGGCCAAGACGAGGGACUGCCUGGCUUUACUCAAAGCGUCUUAUUAUAUUAUACACUGAGAUACAACGUGCUCACGGGGAACCCGAAAGAUUCUAACCAUGGAUUAAGGUAACAAAGGAGGAUACAAUAAAAAAAUUAUACGAGUUUAGGUUAUUUCGUCUGAAAAAAAAAAUUGUCUUAAUCCUCGCGUUGUCCCACCAUUUUGCCACGGCUUAUGGGAGCCUGGGAUACGUUCGACAACUAAUCUCCAGAAUUGGCGUAGGCACUAGUUUUGAAAAAAAAAGUGUUCUUUUUUUGUAAAUGUAAUUUGUAGAUAAAAAGUAAAUUUUAUUGGUAAAACUAAUCACUUCAAAUGAAUUUGUACUUUUUUCUUCGUAAAAUCUAGUUGCUUGUCACUUUCUGAUACCUGUCAAUAAGGAUAUUUGGACUAGGCCCCAUAGUGGCAAAAUUGCCAUCAAAAAGGCGUUUUGCACUAACAAUAUGUUUUUUUUUUUAGUUUUAGUACUAUUGUUAGUACCAAUGGCCCCGCUUGGGAUACGGACCAAUAUAACAUGUUUCAUUAAUCGGCAUUAAGUCGCCUCGUUAGCAAAGUUUAUAAGAUAUUUUAGUCUUUAAAUAUGAUCAGAAAUACAUUAUUAGAAUCUUUGGGGUUCCUCGUGAGCAUAUUGUAUAUGUCAUAUAAGAAAAAGUGACUCAUUCGUUGUAUUUACGAAUCCUCGAAAGUUUCGGUGGGCAUAAAACUAGGUAAUACAUUUUUUGGGAUAGGUAUGUUUGGGGAGUCAAACUCACUAGUUAUUACACCACCGAUAUUGUUUGUACAAUGUUUGUACUUAGCUCAAAGUUGUGUUGAAAUCCCAGCUUUUAUGAAUAAUGCGCCUUGGUAUUAUGCUGACGAUUGUAGGUAUUUAUUUUGUUGCACUGAUUAUACUCUUAUCCCCUUAUUCAUAAACGUGUACUAAAGUUACGAUGCCGCUGAUCAUCGUUUGUCCCGUUCCGACAAGAACAAAGGGACAAACGCUGAUCAGCGGCAUCGUAACUUUAGUACACGUUUAUGAAUAAGGGGGUUCGAAGACACAAGUCAAAAAUAUUAAAUAUGCUCAUUGAUACUUUAUUUUAAAUGAUUGUAAAUUAUAUUAAUAAUGCAUUAAAUAACAAAUUAUUUAUUACGUUAAAUUUAUAAAGGUCUAUAAAGUAUUAUAGACCUCAUAUUCUAAUGUCUGAUUUUGUGUCUCCCAAAUUGAUACUCAUAUCUCAUCGAGUUGAGAGUUGCGAAAUUUUUUUUUAAUAUACAUAUUGGCCUUUCAUAUUUUCGGUGUAUUGUGCUCUUCCUUCUAUUCAAUUUGGUUAGAAUUUUAUAUUUGUUUUAUGAGUCUUCUGUAAAUGAAUGGGCAAUAUUACAUUACAUUGAUAUAUUUAUAUGUAUAAUGUAAAAAAUAGAGUUUAGGAUGUUAUUUUUCGUUCUAAAUGACAAAAAAUUUUUUUUGCGUGUUCACAAAAUAAUAAAAACCUUAUUUUUUUUUACGUUUAUUAUGGUUUGCCAACCGCCACUGCGCCUGGUUGUGUACAAACGUGCUUUCUCUAUGGCCUUAAAUUAUCUAUAUAGUAUAAGUGCUGUUAAAUAUGCAUAUUAUAUGUAGCCAAAGCGAAUUGUUUGUAUUAGAGAGGUAAAGUCUAAGAAAAAACCGUGCCCUUUAGUUUGACAUCCAAAACAGAUGGCGUUGUACUGCGCCGCAUUUUUUGCUAUGGAAGGUAGCGGCAAGGAACAGAAUCUCCAUAUACCAAAAAGUGUCCGACAAAAAACCAUAAAUAGGUUACAAUACCUAGAAUACUUCAGAAUAAAAUCUAAUCAUAGACAGCGCACUUCACUCCGUCAAUAACGCCUAGGUUCUUAGCUACUCUAGCGCUACUCUGGAGAGAUUUGGAACUAUUAUUUAUAGCUGACAGCUGGACACUUUUGCAACAGUUCUGCCUAAGGAGAUUCUGUUACUUGCCUCUACCUUCCAUAUUUUUUGCGGUCACUGAAUUGUCAAACAAUACAGCGCCAUCUCGUUUACCGGCCAAAUUCGAAGCACGAAAUUUUCUUAGAUUUUACGCGUCUUACUAAAUCAUCAUCUUUGAUGUAGCUCACGACAGCGAAAUAGUCAUAGUUGUGUGUGUGUAAACUCUAUUUCGGCCGAUUUUUUUUGUCUGAUUUCUAUUUUUUUUUGUGAAUUGAUAAUGAAUGAAUGAAUAAUUUUAUUUCAUUUUUUUAGCUAUGGAGCCGUAUUAGAAAGAUGUGUACACGAAUUGUAUUUAAGAUUUAUAUAGUUUGACAAUUGGUGUCCAAUAGAAGCGGUGAAUAAUGUAAAUGUGUGUGUGAGUUUGCGUCGGCCCCGCAUGCGUGCUCCAGUUAAAGCUCUACUUUAUGGAGCGAAACUUUAUGCUGGACGUCGAGCAAAUACACUAGCACUUGAGAAUACUUGAGUGACAGGUUUUAACAUGACUGUGUCUCACGGAAGUUUUAUUUUUAAAAUGUAAAAAAAAUCUCACAUUUCGUGUUACAUUAUUACAUUUUUGGCCACUUCUACAAAAUGCCAUGUGACAAAAAGGACCCUUAUAAUUUCCGACAAUUCAAUAACAUAUCAUUAAUGCAUGGUUGAUAAAAAAAUAAGUUUUUUUUUUUUUUUGUAUCUGUGUAUUUUUAUAAAUGGUGAAAUAACAACCUAUUGUUUUAAAAAUAUGACUUUGUAACUAACAGUACUAUGUUUAUUUAAAGAUGUUUUAAUGUUGUCCUAAAUAAAGGACUUCGGGCUUUAGAAGGCUAUUACUAUUACAUAUUCAAUGAUUCCGGACUAGUCUUAUAUUUAUUAUGUUCAGAAUGCAAGUCAAUUGACAAUUAGAAAUACCUUUGUUUUUUGAAGUCGACGAAACGGCCACUCAAGGUCCUUUUUACCUACUAAAGUAAGAACGCUAAGCAUAAAGACUUCCGUACUCUGACUCGCCUGUUCCCAUCUCUAUCGCACACGGAUCCGACGACGCCGGCGGUCAAUGCCACUGUGCGAGCGGGACAGAAAUAUAAUUAUGCGCAUCCUACAGUUAGAAACAGGCGGGUCAACUACGAAAUUCUCCGUGCUUGAACAGAAACACACUGAACUGGCUAUCGAGAGACCUUAUCUCAUUGUAAUAAGGUUCACGAAAUGUCAGCUAUAGUUGAGUCAAACACUCGCUGCACGCGAAUACGUAGUGUGCUCUCUGUCACACCUACCUGCGGUGGGCGGCAUCCUGUCUCUUUUUUACUUGCUUCGCGUGCAGCGUUUUAACUCAACUAUAACAGUGCGUAAUAUGGUACUGUCACAUCCUCUAUCCCAUUGACAUAUAUCUAUGGACGGGCCUUACGGGCAAUAAGAUUGGGGCCAAUACAGCGGGGUCACGCACACGAAUUUGACGAGUUCGCAUCACGCGCGCGAUUGGACGCAACUAGUUGAGUUAGGCUGCAUGAUUGGCUAGAAUCCGUGAGUGACACCACUGAACUAGCACGAUUCUUAGUGCCCGUAGGGCCCGUCCUUAGAUAUAUAUCAAUGAUCUAGCCUAAUAAAGUUAGCAACUAUUUGAUAGAAUGGAAAUGAUAGCAAGAAAUUUGUAUGGAAGUUUUUAUAUGUGGGGUAGGAGAUAUUUAAUCAUGUUUUGGGUAAAAGUAUUUAAUGAGUUUUGCACUUUCAUUCUUGAAAGUCGCCGCUUACAAUAGUCGCUAUAAUCAUUUACUUUUCCUGUAGUUUAAUAAAGGAAAAUAAUUAGAAAUCAGCAUUUGGACGUUUUCAGAAAGUUUUUCGAACUUUAAAACUAAAUUUAAAAAAAAGCUGCGAACUCCUUGAUGCUGUCCGUCAAUAUUGACAACUUUGCACCAAAAUUUCAAAAUAAUAUCGAAUUGCUCACUAUUGCAUGAACACCAUCUGAACUUGGUCAUGUACAUAUAUUAAAGUAAAAAAAACAUGGCCUAGUAUAAGCAGUGUACAACGAUUUAAACCGUGUAGUCCAAUUUCUUUUUAACUAACUUUUUGAGUGUUUUAAUAAUAAUAAUAGUUGUCGCUCAGUUCCCUCGAGAGUUAAAAUUACGCAUAUUUAGAAGCUAUUUUCAUAUUUUUAGCUUCUGUGCAUUAAUUUAAGCGCUUACCUUGUGACAAAUUGUAGAAGUUGCCUUUUUUCGCCCCUGGGCAACCUAGAUAUGUGCACCGGCGAACGAGCUCCCGCGCACCGAAGGGAAAGAUACAAGCUUAUGUUUAACAACGAGUAUGAUAUAGAUGAUUGGAAUGCGAAUAUUUAUCAAAAAUAAGUAUUUUUUGUGCUCCUCAUGUAUGAGUAUAACCUAUCUAUAGUUAUAUAAUAUUGGUGUCCAUGGGCGACGGUGAAUGCUUACCCUCAGGCAAUUUGUCUGCCCGUUUGCCUCCUAUAUCAUUCGCGUGCUUGAUAUUUUUCAGUGACUUCUAUUAUUAUAAUAAAAUAUGGGUGACAGCUGGUAACUACAGCUACCAGAAGCAUGUGAGAGGAUAAAAUAAUACUUGUUGAACUUGUUGAAAAGGCAAAGUGGUCAGUUUUGACGGUACACGACGACAUGAGCAUGACGUGUUAGGCUUUAUCUCGUAAGGCCCAAGGUCCUACCUAUAGGACUUAUUCAGUUCGAUGAAAUUUAAAUCAUAUUCAAUUGGAACAGAGUUGCUUUUGUUAUGUUCAAUUUUGAAAGAAAAUAAAAUCAACUGUAUUCCACGCACUGUUUCAAUUUCAGUGGCAAUAUUUUUUUAUUUGUAUGGCUUGGCCUUGAGAGGUUGAAAGGUAAGUUGGCCAUAAUGUUGUUCGCACGUUGCUGCUUCGAGUUACAAUUAUUGUGAAUCGAUAUAUAUGACGAUAGAUGAACCGAUUUGUAGAAAUGCAAAAUGUCAAUCAUUUAUUUAUUUACAUAAGAUAAAUUGAUAUAAUUUGUAUCGAA
Messenger RNA from Cydia pomonella (codling moth), 8134 nucleotides. RefSeq names its product autophagy-related protein 13 homolog. The transcript has 7 exons. Gene Ontology annotation, cellular component: extrinsic component of membrane; Atg1/ULK1 kinase complex; cytosol. The record is from RefSeq and is a predicted model, not a curated record. Lineage: Eukaryota; Metazoa; Arthropoda; Insecta; Lepidoptera; Tortricidae. Bases 152 to 1372 code for a protein of 406 amino acids. Gene Ontology annotation, biological process: piecemeal microautophagy of the nucleus; protein localization to phagophore assembly site; mitophagy.